CACGAUGACUUUACGUCGUUCCGCUGUACGCCGUGCUUCAUUAUUGGCUGGCACACACUCUGACACCAAGGGAACUAACAGCACAGCUACUUUCGCCACUGUAGGAACGAACACUACAAUCACUCUCGAUCAAGUCGAACGUCUACUGCAAUUCAAGGAAGAGAAUAUUGAGAGACGCAGUGACCUUCCCGAAGUACAUGAAUUUCUGAACGUAACAUCGGACGAUCAGCUAAAAUCAGAGAACCAACAACUAAAGAUGGAACUUCAAAACCUCAAAGGUGAAAUAAGCAAAGCCAAUUUGAAAUUACAAGCAAAAGAAAACACUAUACAUGAGCUUAUAAAGAAGCAGGCUGAAAUGGCGAGAAACAACAAAAAGUUAAACAGUAAACUCCAAGAAGAAAAGGAUGAGAAGAUGCAUGAGUUGGAAAACCAGGUUUUGACAUUGGAAAGGAAAAUAGCAGAAAGAGACGGGCAAGAGCAGGCUUGUUGCAUUGAAGCAAGGAAACAAUUGGAAGAAAAAGAAGGAAUAAUAGAUCGAUGGAAAGAGGAGGUACAGAAACGGCGCAAAGAUGUUGAGGAUGUUUGUAAAGCAUUGCGACAUCAGAAACACGAAUGUAAGAAACACAGUACAGAACUUGCUAAAGCUCUAGAAAAGGUGAACAAAUUGGAGAAAAAUCUUGACGACUCCGAAAAAAACCUUAAGAAAAAAGAUGAACAUAUCAAGUAUCUGCAGAGUAAAAUAGAUCUGUUAAGAAUGGGACAGAAACCAGGAGUGCAUAACAUGUCAAAAAUGGAGCCAUUUGAUGACGAAACUACUAGCAGUCGACCAGACACAGCUAUCGGUUUCAGCCCUACUCUAUCUCGGAGCUCAACGCCAAAGGAUGUCUUAAGUGCAACAAUAAUAGAAGGUAACUCAUUCAAAAUCUAAUUUCGCAAUUUGAAAGUUGGGGGCACCGAUAACAAGACCUUCCAUAUAGGAUCAAACAGCAACGUCAACGUGUAUUGCGGACCACCGCCAGGUAAUUACGCACAGGCUAGCGACACAGAUGUCAACGCCACGUUCAGGCAAGACACCUGCAGGGAGUACACAUCAACGCCAGAGGGGCAACACGUUCUAGUACAAGGCACGAUGACGUUACGUCAUUCCGCUGUACGCCGUGUAUUAGCUGGCACACACACUGAACCCAAGGGGACUGACAGCACAGCCACAUGCGCCACUGUAGGAACGAACACCACAAUCACUCUCGAACAAGUCGAACGUCUAGUGCGAUUCACGGACAAGUUAAAGGAAGACAAUAUUGAGAGACGCAGUGACUUGCCGCAAGUACAUGAAUUGUUGAACGUAACAUCGGACGAUCAGCUAAAAUCGGAGAACAAACAACUAAAGACGGAACUCCAAAACCUCAAGGGUGAAAUAAGCAAAGCCAAUUUGAAAUUACAAGCAAAAGAAAACACUAUAAAGAAGCAGGCUGAAAUGGCGAGGAACAACAAAAAGGAAAUCAGUAAGCUCCAAAAAGAAAAGGAUAAGAAGAUGCAAAACCAAGUUUUAACAUUGGAAAGAAAAAUAGCAGAAAUCGAAAGAGAAGUGAAAGAGCAGGCUUGUUGCAUUGAAGCAAGAAAACAAUUGGAAGAAAAAGAUGGAAUAAUAGAUCGAUGGAAAGAGGAGGUACAGAAACGGCGUAAAAAUGUUGAAGAUGUUUGUAAAGCAUUGCGACAUCAGAAACAUGAGUGUAAGAAACACAGUACAGAACUUGCUAAAGCGUUAGAAAAGGUGAACAAAUUGGAGAAAAGUCUUGACGACUCUGAAAAAGACCUUAAGACACAAGAGGAACAUAUCGAAUAUCUGCAGAAUAGAAUAGAUCUGUUAAGAAUGGGACAGAGACCAGCCGCAAAUCCUACCAGAAGAACUUACCCCCCUCCAACUUAA
Branchiostoma belcheri (Belcher's lancelet) is the source of this 1927-nucleotide messenger RNA. Its product is annotated as myosin-11-like. The record is from RefSeq and is a predicted model, not a curated record. The transcript is spliced from 3 exons. Lineage: Eukaryota; Metazoa; Chordata; Leptocardii; Amphioxiformes; Branchiostomatidae.